Phycodurus eques (leafy seadragon) is the source of this 1111-nucleotide messenger RNA. RefSeq names its product aldo-keto reductase family 1 member D1-like. Gene Ontology annotation, cellular component: cytosol. Gene Ontology annotation, molecular function: Delta4-3-oxosteroid 5beta-reductase activity; aldose reductase (NADPH) activity. Lineage: Eukaryota; Metazoa; Chordata; Actinopteri; Syngnathiformes; Syngnathidae. Bases 106 to 1086 code for a protein of 326 amino acids. The transcript is spliced from 9 exons. Gene Ontology annotation, biological process: bile acid biosynthetic process. The record is from RefSeq and is a predicted model, not a curated record.
AUGGGAGUUCAAGGGAAGGUUCAAAGUUCGUCCGCCUGCACUCAAUCAACUAUUAGGGUCUAAGACAGUUCACAUGUUAAUGGUUCCACACAAGCAAGCAAGAGAAUGAACUUGACUGCAGAAAACCACAGGAUUCCUCUCAGAGAUGGGAGCCAAAUCCCGCUUCUGGGCUUGGGCACGUACGGAGACCCUCGGACGACACCAAAGGGCACAGCUUUGGAAUGUGUCAAGCAGGCCAUCGAUGUGGGCUACAGGCACUUUGAUGGAGCUUUGGUGUAUUUCAAUGAACACGAGGUCGGUCAAGCCAUCAGGGAAAAGAUUGCAGAUGGAACUGUGAGAAGAGAGGACAUCUUUUAUUGUGGGAAGCUCUGGAAUACCUUCCAUCCAACAGAAUUGGUGAGACCAACAUUGGAGAGAACCUUGAAGGCACUAAAACUGGACUAUGUGGAUCUCUAUAUAAUUGAACUUCCAAUGGCCUUUAAGCCUGGAAACGAGUUAUAUCCUAAAGACCUGAAUGGGAAGUACAUCUACCACCACACAGACCUUUGUGCAACAUGGGAGGCUUUAGAGGCGUGUGUAGAUGCAGGCCUUGUCAAGUCUCUCGGAGUGUCCAACUUUAACCGCAGACAACUUCAACAGCUUCUCAACAAACCAGGCCUCAAACACAAGCCUGUAUCCAACCAGGUGGAAUGCCAUCCUUACUUCACACAGCCUAAACUUCUGGACUAUUGCCGUCAUCAUGACAUUGUUAUUGUUGGCUACUGCCCGCUAGGCUCCUCCAGAGAUGCAUCUUGGGUUAAUGUCAAAUGUCCUCCCAUGUUGGAGGACGAGCUACUCAUGUCUAUCGGGAAGAAGUACAACAAGAGCAGCGCUCAGGUGGCUCUGCGCUUCAACGUGCAAAGAGGAGUGGUGGUCAUUCCCAAGAGCUUCAAUCCACAGCGGAUCAAACACAACUUCCAGAUAUUUGAUUUUUCACUAACCAAGGAAGAAAUGAAAGCCAUUGAAGGGCUGAACAAGAACAUUCGCUUUGUGGAGCUGCUCAUGUGGAGCGACCAUCCAGAGUACCCGUUUCAUGAUGAAUAUUAAUACUACUAAUACUAAAUGAUGUGAC